AUGACUCCUCAGGUUCUUAGCGCUGGCUCCGCUACCUAUCCUGCUCCUUCACCUGCUGUGAAGAAAGUUCUGGGAACCUUCUCCCGUCAGUCGCUCAAGGGGGUGUACAAGGGCGUUCCUCUGCCUCCUGGCUGGUUCGGAUUCGCCUCAGUCAUCCUUCACCAGAGCCCUGAGUUAAAGCCGUCCAGUCGAAUCGCCGCGUUUGAUUUCGACGGCUGCUUGGUCAAUACCAAUGUGCGCAUAAUGGGCCCCAACGCCUGGUCUCUCAUGUUUGAAACAGUUCCCAGCGUUCUCCAGCAGUUUCACCAAGCGGGCUACAAAAUCGUGAUCUUCACAAAUGAGUCAAACAUCGAUCGCUUCACCAAGCAGCGCCACAAGGCCAUUGAAAGCAAGAUUGGGCGGCUGAACGGGUUCAUGCGUGCAGUGCCGGGCGUGCCCAUGCAGAUCUUCAUCUCCUGCGGUCGCAGCAACUCAGGGGACCUGUUCCGGAAACCAGAAGGGGGGCUGUGGCAUCUGCUGUGCGAGUGUGGGAAUGAAGAGAGACAAGUGGAAUGGGAGAGCUCAUUCUUCGUGGGGGAUGCAGCUGGUCGCCCUCAGGACCACAGUGAUUCCGACCAGGUGUUUGCUCAG
Messenger RNA from Closterium sp. NIES-65, 630 nucleotides. The record is from the annotation of a GenBank genome assembly. NCBI's taxonomy places the organism in Eukaryota, Viridiplantae, Streptophyta, Zygnematophyceae, Desmidiales, Closteriaceae.